UCCCUUCCAGCAACAAGCAGUGCCGACGUCGGUGCUGUGUGCUCCGCAACUCAAUUCAAGUCCGUUUUCGAUCGUGCCCUAGUCUCUCUCUCUCUCUCACUCUCUCAAUCUCUCUGCAAGCUUCCAAUGGCAGAAAGGGACGAGGACUUGGAUGCGCCGGAAGAGUUAACUACCCAACAGGGCAUUAAACAAGAUGAGGAGAUUAGAAAAAUUCAACGAGAAAAUAGGAGCAGAGUGGCUCGAGAAGGAAAAGAGCAAAGAAGGCAGUGGGAACAAAGAAAAACACAACGACCACCAAGAGGUGAGGUUGCUGUAGAAGUUUCAGAAACGGAAAUGCACCAGGAGGCACAAAGAACAGAAGGAAUGCUUCCAAGUGAUGUUGUCAAUCUCCUUGCAGCUCGUGAGAAGAUUUCUUCCAUGUGCAGACAAACAUUCCACUCGGACUCGGAAGAUGAGAUCGCCGAUGAUAAGCUCACCCUAAAAAAGAAAAAGUCAAAAAUUUCUGGUGGAGGAGCCGUGCUCUUGACGAACAUACCACCUGCACAAUGUUUGCACAAAUCCAUAGAAUUUUUGAAGAAGAGAAAAGCGCAGGUCUCAAGAUCAACUUCAGUUUUGAAGAACUCCAACCAGGCCUUACGCCUUCUCUCAACCAGUGGUGUGCUAAAGUAGGAAGUACUAAGUGGAUACAUGGUUUGAGGUGGGUCUUGGAUAAGCUUGGUCGAUGUAGCGCAUCUGAACAUUGUCUUGGUCACGUAAGUGUAUAUUUACGUUGACAGCUGAGGAACCACCAUCAAGAAACCACGGAUGGUUUUUGUCUUUGGCAUCUGUUGGUUUUGAUUAGCAACAAGUAGAUGCUAUGUUAGAGGUUUACUAAGCCCACGUGUGCAAUCCCUGCUCAUCUACAGGCAAGCAGGCAUGCCAAUCUGGCACGCAUUCUGGUGGGCUGCAGUGUUAAGAUCUGGCUUAAACAAUGGACAACUGUACGAAGCAAAGGAAUAGAUGAAUUUUUUAGAUGGCAAUUGUUUUGUGCACUUACCAAUUGA
Messenger RNA from Magnolia sinica, 1043 nucleotides. RefSeq lists its product as uncharacterized. NCBI's taxonomy places the organism in Eukaryota, Viridiplantae, Streptophyta, Magnoliopsida, Magnoliales, Magnoliaceae. The transcript has 5 exons. The coding region runs from base 127 to 669 and encodes 180 amino acids. The record is from RefSeq and is a predicted model, not a curated record.